Molecule: messenger RNA, 5086 nt
Organism: Macrobrachium nipponense
Lineage: Eukaryota; Metazoa; Arthropoda; Malacostraca; Decapoda; Palaemonidae
Product: protein transport protein Sec24C-like
Exons: 11
Coding region: 371-3973 (1200 amino acids)
Biological process (GO): endoplasmic reticulum to Golgi vesicle-mediated transport; COPII-coated vesicle cargo loading; intracellular protein transport
Cellular component (GO): endoplasmic reticulum exit site; COPII vesicle coat
Molecular function (GO): SNARE binding; zinc ion binding
Source: RefSeq, a predicted model, not a curated record
UUACGGUGAUACACGUCACUAAAACAAGCUUAUAGACCAAUCAGUGAAACUCCCCAAACAAUUUUUCAUUUCAAUCUACACAUAAAAAAAUCCAGAUGGAUUAAACGAAGCAUAAUUCAGAAUAAUUUGAGAAACUGAGCCAAAGCGGCGGCAAGGAACGCAACUUGACAGGUUCAAGUUCCUUUAAUUUAGAAAGGCGAGAGGUGGCGAUCGUGACGUGGCUCUGACAGCGCCUGCGCAAACUGCGGCAGCAGACGUUGAUUUUACUGUGGGUUGUGAUUAAUUAAUAUUGUUGACGUCUUCUGUUGAUAUUUCCCCCCCGGUGUGCAACUGUUGAAGUUGUGGUGUUUAGGGAAGUGGGAGCGGAGCUAUGCAUCCGUCACAGCCACUGAUGCCUCCCAGUUCAAGACCACCUGGAGGACCACCAGGUGGUUUUGGAGGGAGUGGACCAAAUAUGCACCCUAUGAGACCUGUUGGAAUGAUGCCUGGUGGCCCCAAUGCACCACCACCUCUUGGAGGACUCCCACAACAGAUGGAAAGAAUGAACAUAAAUUCUGCACCUCCACCAGCAGGCGGGGCACUGAAAAACCCCUAUGGACCUGGUGUUAGUUCCGGUACAAUCUCUAAUGGUCUUCCUUCUAGUGUUCCAAAUGGACCAUCAUUCACUCAGUCACCUUCUCCCAGACCAGGUUUACCUGGUGGACCAUUAUCAAAACCAAUGGGCCCUCCAGGCGGACCACCCAUGGGCCCUCCAGGCGGACCACCCAUGGGCCCUCCAGGCGGACCACACAUGGGCCCUCCAGGCGGACCACACAUGGGCCCUCCAGGAGGACCUCCCAUGGGCUCUCCAAGGCUUCCCAUGGGUGCACCUAGUGGACCUCUUGUAGGCCCACCUGGGGGACCACCCAUGGGCCAACCCGGAGGACCACCCAUGGGCCAACCCGGAGGGCCACCCAUGGGCCAACCCGGAGGGCCACCCAUGGGCCAACCCGGAGGGCCACCCAUGGGCCAACCCGGAGGGCCACCCAUGGGCCAACCCGGAGGGGCCACCCAUGGGCCAACCCGGAGGGGCACCCACGGGUCCACCUGGAGGACCUCCUACAGGCCCACCAGGAGGACAGCCUAUUGGUCCACCAGGGUUACCUCCCAUGGGCCCACCGUGGACCUUCAAUGGGCCCCACCUGGAGUACCACCAAUGAGCCUUGCGGGGGGACAGCCUGCAGGUCUUUCACCUAGACCACCUGGUGUACCACCUGGUGGCCCUUCAGUGGGUCUCUCUCCUGCACCCUCUCAAGGGCCUUUAACCAACCUGCCGCCCUCCUCAAGUGCAGCAGGACCAUAUGGACAACAGAGUUACCCUUCUCAGUCUAUGCCAGGAGCUCCAGGAAUGGGAUUAGGGCCCCCUAGUUUAGGCCAACAGCAAGGCAUGACCCCAGGUACUGGUGUGGGACCACCCCCAGGCCCAGGAGCAAUGCCACGACCCAGUCUUCCACCACCAGGACCCAGGCCUGGUAUGGGUUCAGGCCCUGUUGGUGGGCCACCUAUAAAUGGAACUGGUGGAAUGCAAGCUAGAUAUCCAGGUGGAGGUGUUAGUGGGCCAACUGCAGGUGCUGGUUAUCCUGGAGCACCCCAGGGCCCUCGACGUCUCAAUCCUGAUGACAUGCCCAGUCCAUUACAAGUCAUGGAUGAAGAUAGCCGACUGAGAAGUGGUGAAUUCAUUACUAAUAUGAAAGGCCAAGUUCCACCACUUGUCACGACUGAUUUUACAGUUAGAGAUGGUGGUAACGCCUCCCCACAUUAUAUACGUUCAACAAUGUACAGCAUCCCCCACACUCCAGAUAUGAUAAAGCAAACAAGUGUUCCAUUUAGUCUUAUUUUGAGUCCACUAGCAGAAAUCCCACCCACUGAUAACCCACUGUAUAUUGGUACAAGUUUAGAAAGUGGACCUGUUCGAUGCAACAGAUGCAAGGGAUACAUGAGCCCACUUAUGCAGUUCAUGGAUGGAGGACAAAAAUACCAGUGUAAACUCUGCCGUGGUAUAAUUGAAGUACCUAAGGAAUACUUUUGCCACAUGGAUGGACAGGGAUCCCGUGCAGACAGAUAUCAACGAGCAGAAUUAUGUUGCGGUGCUUAUGAAUAUAUUGCUACUUCUGAUUAUUGCAGGGGAAAGGAGUUGCCUAAGGAACCUGCCUUCAUUUUUAUACUUGAAAUGAGCCAACUGAUGAUGCAAAGGGGAGUCAUUCCAUUGCUGUGCCAGAACAUGAAAGACAUCUUGGCACAUCUUCCACGAGAUAACAUCAACGGUGUUCAGUCUCCUGAGGCAAACAUCAAAGUGGGUUUCAUCACAUACGACAGUAAUGUCCAUUUCUACAAGUUAGAUGGCCAGGCUCCUGAAAUGUGUGUUAUGUGUGAUCGUGAUGAAAUGUUUGUACCCUUGUCGGGAGGUAUCUUGUGUGAUGCAAAAGAAGCGGCCGAAAAUAUUGAUAAGCUCAUGGAAACUAUACCUGAGAAUUUCAUGGCCACUCGAGAAACUUCGGGUGCAAUAGGUUGUGCGAUACGUGCUGGUAUGGAGGCCUUGAAAGCUUCGGGACGAGUAGGAAAGAUGUUUGUAUUUCAUUCAUCGCUACCCACGGGAGGAGGAAUUGGUAGCCUCAAAAUGAGGGAAGAUAGAAAACUUUUAGGAACAGAAAAGGAGAAAGGUAUCUUGACUCCUCAAACAACCUUCUACAAUAACUUAGGCCAAGAUUUGGUUGCAGUCGGUGGCUCAGUGGAUUUAUAUGUAUUCAAUGAUAGUUACGUUGAUCUUGCAUCAAUGGGACAAGUAUGCAGAUUAACUGGGGGACAAGUUUACAAAUAUGCAUUCUUCCAGUCAAAUAGAGAUGGUACACGCUUAUUGGAAGACCUCAAAAUAAACGUAAGUCGUAAUAUUGCCUUCGAUGCUGUCAUGCGAGUAAGAACUUCUCAAGGAGUCAGACCAGUGGAAUUCUUUGGCCAUUUCUUCAUGUCCAAUACAACUGAUAUUGAACUGGCAAGCAUAGAUUCAAGUAAAGCAAUUGGUGUUGAAAUAAAACAUGAUGACAAAUUGACAGAUGAAGAUGGUGUAUAUAUACAAGCUGCUCUUCUCUAUACUUCAUGUAGUGGACAAAGAAGGCUGCGAAUAUUAAAUCUGGCUUUAAGUGUGUGUACGCAAAUGGCAGACCUAUACAAAAAUUGUGAUUUAGAUACACUAAUGAACUACUUCGGGAAACAGUCCGUUUCCAGGCUGUUGGAAUCUAAUGCAAAACAGGUGAAAGAAAAUCUAAUAUCUAAGACAGCCAAUAUCCUGGCUUGUUAUCGUAAAAACUGUGCCUCUCCAUCAUCUGCUGGUCAGCUGAUUUUGCCUGAGAUGAUGAAACUGUUGCCAUUAUACAUUAACUGCCUUAAUAGAUGUGAUGCCAUUAGUGGCGGUCAAGAUAUAACCUGUGAUGAACGGUCACUGCAAAUGUAUUUACUCUCCUCCAUGACAAUAGAUGCAUCAGUAGUUUAUUUCUAUCCCAGGCUUAUUCCUAUUUCGGAUGAUGACCCACAGAAUACUGGAAUUCCAGUCCCGUUACGAGCAUCUUAUGAAAAGCUUCGUGCUGAUGGAGUUUUCCUUUUGGAGAAUGGUUUGCAGAUGUUUAUAUGGGUAGGGACAAAUACUAACCCAGACUGGUUAAAUGAUGUGUUUGGGGUGAAUGCACCACAUCAGUUGGAUCCUGUUAUGGCCGAGUUACCUGAAAGGGACAAUCCCACAUCCAUUAGUGUUCGGGGAAUUAUAUCCAAUAUCAGAGCUCAGAGGAGAAGACAUGUGCGGAUGUAUGUAGUUCUUCAGCAGAGCAAGCAUGAGAUGGUUAUGCGCAACUUUUUGGUAGAAGACAAAUCUAUGUAUGGCGCUCCAAGUUACGUUGACUUUUUGUGCCACGUGCACAAGGAGAUCAGAGCUCUUCUAUCCUGAGAUAGAAUUGAGCACUACCCAUGCUCACCAUCGACACCAGGGCCAUCCCCAACUGCCAUCAAACCUUCCUACCACCUUUCCAGUAGCCAGAAUUCCAAUUGGGAUUAUGCUAGUGUUCCCACAACAACUAAAAAGGUUUCCCUGGCCUUUGUAGGUAAUAGCCACCAAAAUGAUGUAGCCCCUUCUCAAUGUCUUGAAAAUAUACCACAGCACCCUAAGGCCUCUCAGGCACCUCCAAAUAAGCCAAGUAGUGAGUCAUCCUGUGAUAAUACUCUACCCUUGCUUUUUCUAAGAAACGAUGCCAGGUGUUCGUCAUCAGGUACUACUAAGGUAGCUGGAGAGGAGAGCAUGACAAAGACUACUCAGAAAAUUAUGUAUCCUCAAGUAGCUCAAACUUUGAAAAAUUGGCAUUAACUGGUUUGGAAUAUAGGUGAAGUAAUUUAACUUUUAUAUUGAUUGUAUUUUAAUAAUUGUAUCUCAAAGUGGAUAGUUUGGUACUGCUGUUGCUGAAGUAUUUAAGUCAUGUUGGAAAAAGUCAAUUUUUAAGAACUGAGCUGUCGUGCAUCCAUCCAUAAAUGGGUAGUGCUAUUUUACUAAGUCCUCUUUUGUUACAGGGAAUUAAUUCAAGUCAUGUGAGGGAGGGAGGAUUUCUACAUACUUUCAUAGUGGUGUGCUGGGAUUGGGGCGUAGGUAGGGUAAUCCUAUGUGCCCUAACCAUUUUUCAUAAAUAUAUAGCUAUGAGAAAAUAUUUAUUUUUAUUAAAACUUAAUACUUAAAUCAUUCAUGUAUUGCUUUUUUAAUGAACAAUUUUAUGUAUAUUCAUAGGUAGACAUUUAUUAUUAAGGCUUAAGAUACUGCAUUUAUAUUUAGGACAAAGUGUAAAGUACUAUAUUUGAAAUACUGUAUGUAUCUUUCAUUGAUGAAAACAAUUACACCAUAUUUGGUUGGGAUUUGGUUCUUCAAGAGAAAUAAAUCAGUGGGUCUUUAGUUUUGCAAUGAGAUUGCUAUAUAUAUAUAUAUAUUACCUUUGUUACAUACUGUCAUAGUUGGCUAAAUGCAAUAUGUAUUGGUGUUAAGUUUAUUCAGAGUUGAAAUACAUUGUUAUGAUCAGUU